GUAUUGUCAACACCAUAGGGGGCUUAACGACCGAGGUAAAUGUAAUCGUAUCGGCCAGUCGUCGGAAUGGCCAUGCUUCAUUAAAACACAGAGUCUUGCCAUGUCGACUUACUUCCAAAUCAAAACCUUCCUCCAUCUUACAUCCCAAUCACCAACUCUCAGAGCCGCCUGGCUGUUCCAGUCCAGUCCUCAUCAUGCCCGUCAAGUUUGCCAUCAGCUCUAGCGCUCUGUCACUAGCGCUUUUGCUCUUUGGUCAUGGCAAUCCGUGCCUCGCCGCGACAACAGUUGACAAUUCUUAUAUUUACUUGGACAAUGCGGAAUAUCUUGUCGAAUCCUCCAAUCUCAUCAAGAUGUCCUGGUCCGCAUUGGAGGCCGCCUUUGCCAGCCCCAACCGCUCGGACAUUGCCACUUUCACCGGUCUGGACUGGACAAAGCCGUAUCCCGGGACUCCAGUAUCAGGCUUCACUGCCCAUCUGCGGAUAGCGGACGAGGUGCGUUUCCCGCCCGCCGUGACGGAAGAGAAUGUUGUCACCAACGUGGCAGCUCUCAAUUUCGGCAUUCCGCCCUCCAUGAGGAAGGCAAAUGGCCUCCCCAAAAGCAUGCAUUCCUCGUGGUACAUCUGUCAACACUACUACAUCAGCACCCUGCCUGACCCGACGUCGGAUAUCGCGCACGAUUGUUCCUUUCUGCCCAGCCAAUGCCAGAAAGACCUGAAAGCCAGCUUGACUAAGAACUGGGGAGCAUUCGAGAGCGAGCAGGGUGGCAUGUGCGGCACAUGGGCCUUUGACUUCAUCACGGAAAGCUGCCAAGGCACGCUGGGAAGGCUCACAUCAGAUGUACUGGGUUGUCCUGCGUCCAUUACCGAGGAUGAUGGCUCUGCUAGAGAUUUCGCAGUUGAUGAAGUGGGACCCUAUGCGUGGAUGGUUGGCACCAAUUACAACGACCCGGGCAAUCAAACAUCGUAUUAUGCUGCAUCCAACAGGACCUACAUUUUUGCUACUGUUUUUGGGUACAACUCUGGAUACACUGGUUCGGUCCAGCCGGUGGUCGAACUUGCUUGUCUUCGACCCCAGUGGACCGCACCACCAGAACCGCCAAAAUCGACCCAGACCACUUCUUCUUCUUCUUCUUCUUUGUCGUCAUCUUCUACUUCUUUUACCUCAACGGCGUCAGGCUCAUCUUCAAAGACCUCAAUGGCCUCGUCCGCCUCCGCUAUCUCUGGGUCUAGUACGGCAAUGUCUUCAACUGCUCUGGCCUCAUCGUCGUCACUGACUUCAAGCAAGACUACUACUUCCACUGCACAUGCAUUGCCCUCCUCCACUAUGCACUGCAUAGGUGGUACCACGGCUGAAGGGGUCUCGGGCAAUCUCAUAGGACUUUGUUCCUACAGCUGUGAUUACGACCACUGCCUCGACUCUGCUUGUAUCUGCACCCAGUCCGCGGCGGCGGCAGUCGCGGCACCAACCCAAUUGGCAGGCAAGCAUGGGUGCCCGGCAGACAACCAGAGCCCUUCCAACUCGGACUAUUCGUAUUAUGUGGAUAUGUGUGAGUUCAUUUGCAGUCGGGCAGUUGUGAAGCUUUGCGAGACCUCUGAGGACAAACGCUAUGCCAGGGCACGCAAUGCCCGACUUAUCAUGAGCAAUGAGGUCCCGGAUAUGCCGACGGAUGAUGUUAAACCCUACUGUUUCUGGCACCCCGACACGGCCAAUGAAGAGACAUACCGACUUUUGGCAACGCGCUAUCCCGACAUGGCGUAUCCUGUCGGUCGAGCAUGUGCUGUGGCAGGAUACGAUGGACUGUAUCAUGAGCUUGACAUCCUUCCCGAGGUCUCCAUCGCCGAAGAAGCUAGAGAAAGCUCGGCGGCAAACGCGGGAUCUAAGGCCAUCUUUGAUCACAUCAUGAAACAGCCAGUUUGCUACGCCGUUUUGGACGAUUACACCAGGUCUGUCCACCACCAGAACCCACGGUCACCGGCCUUUAUGAACGGAGAUACCGCCGUCCGAUCAACACUGGAUGUGACAGUCACACCGAGGGAUGUUCCAGACUGGUGUGAUACCCGCCACUUUUUCGACAUCGCCGAGGAUUACCACGUUGCCGAGGUUACGACACACAGAUCGUUCUUCGCAUCACAGGGAACACUGCCUCCAGAGCACGUUGAACUGCUCUACUCACCUCUCCCCUCGCAUCUGCCCACCAUCAUCAAGGAUCCGUUGAUCGUGAUGGCGGCCUAUGAGGGGAACCUAGACCGCUAUAUUCGCUUGCGUCGGCCCCAUAUGGUCGAGCAAGAGCAUGGGGCCGUCCUUCGUGGCAUAUACCAUAACACUACAUUUGCCAAGUGGUGGUCACUCCAAGGGGAUAAGUGCGAGUUCGAUAUCCGAGCGGCCACUCUCGCACGCUUCAUCAUGGUCAAUGACUUGUCGCACAUCACCGAAACAGAUCCACAUCCAGAAGAUGACUCUGACGAGAUUCCCGGAAUGAUAUGGUGGCCCCUUAUUCCUGCCGAGGAAACACUGAAAGCCCUCGCCAAACGUCGUCCGGAUAUGCACCUUCAGGUAGCCAUGGCUUGCAUUGCCGGCAACUACAAGGAGUUGUGGGACAAGUUGGCCCCUAAGCCAUCCAGACAGCUGUAUGAACAGGCUUCGCUAUGUCACGAUGCUAGCGUUCGCAACCACUUUGUCGACUAUCUCGAGCGUCGCGCUUCUGAGCUAGGGUUAAAUGUCAAGGCCCUUAAGGAGGUGAACAAAGUUCUUGCUCACGACUGGUGCUGGAAUGCGGCGAGACUUGAUAAGGAGCCCACUAGCUGCUGGUUGCCCAAAGAGAUCAGCAUAGUGGGUGAAACCGGCUAUCCUGACACGGACAAUGUCUACGGAAGUCCCGACCAGACCAACUUGGCCGGCGAUUAUCACUCCAACUGGGAACUCCACAUCUGUUCAUCCGAGGAAAUGCGGGCCAAAAUACCGGCAUCGGAGUCUGGCAUUUACCUCUAUGAUAAUGAUGAUGAAUAG
Messenger RNA from Neurospora hispaniola, 3005 nucleotides. RefSeq lists its product as uncharacterized. The transcript has 4 exons. Bases 195 to 3005 code for a protein of 936 amino acids. The record is from RefSeq and is a predicted model, not a curated record. Lineage: Eukaryota; Fungi; Ascomycota; Sordariomycetes; Sordariales; Sordariaceae.